CAAACACUUUCUAGUGACUUUGGACUCUUGAUAACGGGAAUCGAAAGAUGCUGCCACUUGUUGUGAUUACUAGAGUGCAAUGAUAUGUGAUAAUGUCUAUGCCUUAUCUUUCCCCCCUGAAAACGCCGGCGGGAACGGGCCGCAUGAAAGCGUGAUGCCGUCGAUUAUUUACAAGACUACCUAAUGUGCGCCUUCUGAACUCUCCAUUAUACCAGCUUGACUCGAACACUUCUUGUUUCAUACACUGUAUUAAUCUGCACCUCUCAUUGCUACUACUGCUUCAAAAGAUAAAACCUGCAACUUCUUCUCCCAAGAACUUCAAUCAUCCUCAAACCAAAAUGCCCACCCAAUCCGGCUUCAGGUCUCUUGAUGUCGGAGUAAUAGGAGGAGGUAUCGGAGGAUUGAGUGUUGCUAUCGCCCUACGUCGUGCCGGGCACCAAGUCACAAUAUAUGAACGUGCAGAUUACGCUGGCGAGGUUGGCGCAUCGGUAUCUUGCGCGGCUAACGGCACAAAAUGGUUACAUGAAUGGGAUGUCCCAGUCGAAAAGGGAGAUCCUGUUAUCUUGAAGAAGCUAAUUCGACAUGAUUGGAAAACUGGAGAGCCUGAUUCUGUUUAUGACCUCGAUGAUUAUGAGGAGAAAUGGGGACAUGUAAGUUCUGUAAACAAACAAGCCACAAAUAUUCUAGGUAGAUAGAUUUAAUGUGGUCGCGUAGGUUUACAAUAUGUUCCAUCGGCAAUAUAUGCACGCCAUGCUUAUGGAUAGUGCUGUAGCUGAACCAGAAAAGCCAGGUGUACCUGUUAAGUUACUUGUAAACCACAAGGUAAGCAAACCCAAGCAGAUUUUAAGGUAAGUGCGAGGGUUGGCAACUGACUUUUGUGGUAGUGCUCUGGGCUUGACGUCGAAUCUGGAACAAUCACUUUUGAAAAUGGCAAUACUGCAGUUCAUGAUGUAGUAAUCGGAGCUGAUGGCAUCGGAUCUGCGAUCCGUUCUCUUAUCGGCAUCAAAGUUGAGAGGAAAGCAGCCGAUGCUAGUUGUCUCCAUGCAAAUGUAGACACCGAAGAGGCGAUUAAGCUUGGCUUGGUCGAUUAUUCAAAAAACGAUGCGCUCGAAUACUGGGGCGGUCUUAAUACUCAUUAUAAGGUUGUUCUAUCACCUUGCAACGGUGGUAAAUUGCUCUCUUACUAUUGUUUCUUCCCAAGAGAAAAGGGUGAUUAUUCGAAUCAGACAUGGGGCGCCAAGGGAACCGUAGAAGAGCUACUUGCCCCCUUCCCUGAUCUAGAUCCUCAGGUCUACAAGCACUUGUCAAUAGGGAAGGAUAUCGCUCCUUGGAGAUUAUGGAUUCAUGAACCUUAUCCAUACUGGCAAAAGGGCACUGCUUGUGUCAUAGGGGAUGCAGCUCAUCCGGUAAGCGAAAUUCCAGCUAGGACCGUAUCAUUUGAAUUAAUUCAUAUUGCAGAUGAUGCCUGAUCAAAGUCAAGGAGCGUGUAUGGCGAUUGAGGAUGCUGCAGCUCUAGGCAUUAUUUUCGGCGAGAAACACUUCAACGGCGAUGUACAAGAGGCUUUGAGAGUCUAUGAACAGGUCAGAAAGCCCCGUGCAACUCGCGUCCAAGCCGCUGCUGCUAAAGCACGGGAGAACAUUAAUGAACGCAUUGGUAAGACGCCCCGCCGUCAAUAUGUUUUUAUCUGUGAAUCAACGACUAAAUCAAAUUAUUUUGAUUCUAGGGUUUUCAAGCAACACCAACUCAUCAGUCUACAAAGUUUCUGACGAAAGUGCAAAAUUGACAAUUGAAGAAAUGAAUGCGUAAGAAGCCCCAUUCCCUUGAUAUGACAAGAAUUGUGUUGACAUUGAGGUAGAUAUGACAUGCAUGAUGAUGUUUUGAAGCAUUACAUACAAAUUAGGGAACAGUAAUUGGUAUGUAUGCCGAACGAACAAAACUGGGACUUUUAAGAUAUUUGGGCGCAAGAGACAUUUCCAAGAAGGCGAUCUUGAUUCUUUUACCUAAUUUUAUUUUUGGACGGCCAACAUAUUUUUGCUGGCAUAGUUGGUUGGCUAGAUUUGUCAGUUGGUGGAUGAUCAAUACCUCAAACUCAUCAUUACUAGUAACAUCCUCACCCGAAUUUGGGACAAAGAUGUAUAUUUCUGCCAUCAUCCGAAAUCGCUUUCUUCAAAUUACAAAGGUGUAUUGCACACCUGAAAGAGGCAUAGCACUAGCUGUGCUCCAUAUUUUUGGGAGCAUUUGACAGACUUCUUCCAUCUCCCGAAGCUAGUAUUCACAUCGAAUGGAUUUCCCUUUGUGAGAAUAGUUUCCUCUGUACUCA
Molecule: messenger RNA, 2321 nt
Organism: Sclerotinia trifoliorum
Lineage: Eukaryota; Fungi; Ascomycota; Leotiomycetes; Helotiales; Sclerotiniaceae
Source: the annotation of a GenBank genome assembly